Molecule: messenger RNA, 1974 nt
Organism: Striga asiatica
Lineage: Eukaryota; Viridiplantae; Streptophyta; Magnoliopsida; Lamiales; Orobanchaceae
Source: the annotation of a GenBank genome assembly
CUCGUGAUAUCAUUCAGGGAUGCGGCCGCCGCUGGAGGAGGAGGACGAGGGGGGUUGCCGAACCGAGGCGAUCCGAACGGGCCUUCCCCACCCGAAAUCCACCUCGUAAAUCGGAAACCCGCACCAGCUGGUGAACAAAAAACCCUCCAUCUCUCCCUUGACAUACUUUUCAAAAUACCCGAGAACGUCCCCCAAGUACACCUCCCCAUCCUUUUCCGAUCCCGCGAUGUAGCCCUCGUCCACCUUCCGUAUCGACUCCCUCAAUUUCCCCGCCAGCUCGCGAAACUCCCGACCCUUUUCCGAAUACGCGAACGACAUCAUCAAACAGUUGCCGAACACGUUCUCCAGACCUUUCUUCCUUUUCCUCAGGCUCACCGUGUGGAUUGCCGCAGCCAAUUCCUUCCCACCGUUACACGCCUCGAUGAAGCUCUCCCAUAUGAAAGCCGAGACGAGCUCCACACGCGUGUGGCCCCCCGUCGCCCGCCUCCCGAGGGCCGCCAGCUUGUCCUUGUCGAAUGCGAAAAGCUUGGUGGCCCUCGUCUGUCAAGGGGUGGGGGACUCCUCCUGUUCGGAGCUCCUCUCGGGCCGGGAAAUAGCCCGACAGGUCGAAGCCGAGCGCCGGCCGACAGCCGCCGGCCGCCCACGUCUGGAGGAGCGCGGUCACGGGACGUGCAGUCGGCGAUGUGCGCGAAGCGGACGGCAACGGCUAAGCCUCCGCACGGGAAGAAAUUGAGCUGCGCGAGGAGGAGUGGGUACGACGAGACGUCCUCCGUACCGGGCGGAGUCGUGUGGGUCCCGCGCGGCGUCGGCGAGGGGGAGGCCGGUGACCCGAGCGACGGAGAGCUCGGCGCCGGCGUCGUUGCAAUCGACGGUGGAGGAGUGUUUGAGGAGGCGGCCGGCGAAGGGGUAGAAAGAGGUGAGGGCGUGAGAGAGGGAUUCACUCAGGCGUCGGGAGGUUCGGUGGAGGUGGUGGUGGUCGUCGUUAGGGUUGUAGAAGAAGAUGAUGGAGAUGUAGAGAGAGUUUGUGAGUUCGGAGGUGUUGUGGAGUUGGGGACGAUGGCUUCACUGUCUCAGUUGAGAUUAUCUCCACCACCACAGGGCUGCUUUCUGGUGAACAAAAAACCCUCCAUUUCUCCCGUCAUAUACUUGGAAAAAAACCCAAAAACGUCCCCCAAGUACAUGCCUCCAUCCUUUUCCGAUCCUGCGAUGUAUCCCUCGUCCACCUUCCGUAUCGACUCCCUCAAUUUCCCCGCCAGCUCGCGAAACUCCCGACCCUUUUCGGAGUACGCGAAUGACAUCAUCAAACAGUUGCCGAACACGUUCUCCAGAGCUUUCUUCCUUUUCCUCAGGUUCACCGCGUGGGUCGCCGCAACCAACUCCUUCACACCAUUACAUGCCUCGAUGAAGCUCUCCCAUAUGAAAGCCGACACGAGCUCCACGCGCGUGUGGCCACCCGCCGCCCGCCGCCCGAGGGCCGCCAGCUUGGCCUCGUCGAACUCGAAAAGCUUGGUCCGGGGAGUUGGAUUUCUGCCGGCCGGAGCUCCUCUCGGGCCGGGAAAUAGCCCGACAGGUCGAAACCGAGCGCCGGCCGACCGCCGCCGGCGGCCCAUGUCUUCGUGCGGGUCCCGCGCGGCGUCGGCAAGGGGGAGGCCGGUGACCCGAGCGACGGAGAGUUCGGCGCCGGCGUCGUUGCAAUCGACGGUGGAGGAGUGUUUUGAGGAGGCGGCCGGCGAAAGGGUAGAAAGAGGUGAGGGCGUGGGAGAGGGAUUCGCUCAGGCGUCGGGAAGUUUGUUUGAGAUGGUCAUCGUCGUUAGGGAUUGUUUGGUUGUGAAGAAGAUGAGAGAGAUGUAUAUUGAGGUGGAUAAUUGGUCGAGGAGAGUUUGUGCGUUCGGAGGUGUUGGGGAGUUGGGGAAGAUGGCUUCACUGUCUCUCUUGAGAUUAUAUCCACCACCACAGAGCUGCUUUGUGCCAUCU